AUGUUAUUUAUUUUAUUUAUACUUAUACAAAAUUUAAUUAUAAAAUUCACAUUCAAUACAAUUUCAAUAAAUAAUAGUAAAUUGAUUAAUAAUGAAAAAAACAGUAAUAGUCAAAAGAUUACAUUAAAAAAACAAGAAACUAUGAAUAAUGGUAUCAAUAUUGAUCAUAAUGAUGAUAAUGUUAAUAAUAAUGAUCGUAAUAUUAUUACUUUAAUUGAUGGAAAACGUUUAACUGGUAUGAAAUUGCAUCUACCAUUGUCUAGUUUAAAUCCAGUAAUUGCUUAUUAUGGUGUAAGAUAUGCAUCAUUAGGUGUUCAGCAUAAUAAUAAUAAUAAUAAUAAUAACCAAUUAUCUAGAAUGGCUACUAUUAUGAAUCAUAGUGAUAAUUUUAAAUAUAAUAAUAAUCAUGACAAUAUGAAAAUGCCUGCAUUACACCGUUUCAGUCAUUCAGUUGCAUCAUUUUUCUAUGAAUCACCAAUGGGUGUUUAUUCACAUAGUAUACUUCCACCAGUAUGUCCACAACCAUUAAUGCAUAUUCAUCUAGAAGAUAAGAAUAUACCAAAACAAGUGAAAGAUCGAUUGAUUCGUUUAUUACCAUUUUUAAGAGAUCAAGAUGAAGAUUGUUUAACAUUAAAUAUUUAUGUACCGCAACAACACAAAACACGAAAACCCUAUAAGCGACCAAUAUUUUUAUUUGUUCACGGUGAAUCAUAUGAAUAUGGAAGUGGUAAUGCAUAUGAUCUGUCAGUAUUGGCUAGUUAUAGUGAUACAAUUGGUAUUACAUUAAAUUAUCGAUUAGGGUUAUUAGGUUUUCUUUUCACAAACAAUCAUGGUAUCAGUGGAAAUUAUGCACUUUAUGAUUUACAUGCUGCUAUUAUGUGGAUUAAAACAAAUAUUGAUAGUUUCAAUGGUAAUUCAAAUGAAAUCACAUUAAUUGGUUAUGGUCAUGGAGCUGCUUUAAUACAUUUAUUUUCUUUAUCAAAAAUGUCUCAAGGUACAACUAGAACUGGAAUCAAACGUAUUAUACUAUUAAAUGGAUCCGGUUUUGCACCAUGGUCAACAUCACAUCAAACAUCAUCAAUUUUAAUUAAAUUAUUAAAAUAUUUAAACAUAACAAAACAAAACUUAAAAAAUAAUACAUUUUUAUUAAAUAAAAAUAAUCAUGAUCAACAUGAUAAUAUUGAUUAUUUAAACAGAAAAAAAUCACUUUUUUCACAAACUAACCAAUUGAAUUCAUUAGAAGCAUAUAAUGAUUCAUUACAUAAUAUUGAUUUAUUGAUUACAAACAAUAUUGUUAAUAAAACCAAUACUAAUAUAACUUUAAAAUUAUUAAAAUAUUUAUUUAUGACAUUAAAAAAUUCCACUAUUGAUUUUUUAAUAAAUUUACAAGAGAAAUUAACUCAAUCCUUUAUAAUAACAUAUUUAGGACCUGUAUUAUCGAAAAAUUUAUUUCCAAGUUAUUUAAUCGAUAGUAGUUCAAUUAAACAAAGACAAUAUGAUCAGGAUUAUCGUAAACAACAACAACAACAACAACACAACAACAACAACAACAGUGAAACUCAUAGUAUAGAGAAAAGUUUGUUUAUGAAUACAGAUUUAUUGAUUGGAUGGACUGAAGCACCAGCAUCUAAUUUAUAUUAUUCACAUAAUAAUAUACAUAAAAUGCCUUAUAGUUUAUUAGUACGAAAAUUGGUAAAUGAAAUGUAUCCUUAUAAUCAAGAUGUAAUCAAAGAAAUUAUUGAAUAUACUUAUUGUAAUUCUGAUAUAUUUCAUUUUAAUGAUAAUAAGUAUGAUGAAUAUAUUGGGAAUUCAGAAAAACAAUUUAAGGAGGUUGAUUGUCAUUGGAAAAUUUUAGACGUAUUAUCGGAUGGAUUAUACCUUGUACCAAUUUUACAAACACUGAAAAUGCAUAGUGAUUUCCACACAGGUCAAGGAAUUGCCAACGGAAUGCAAAAUCCUUCCUUGUCAUCAUCAUUGCCUACAUUAUUAUUCACAACUGGUGCACCAACAAUAACUGGUUCGGAUGAACAAAUUAACAAUUAUGGUAAACAAAAGAAGUCAACUUAUGCAUUAUUCUUUAAUUACAAAACAAGUCAACAAAUAACAAAGCAUAGAAAUGCUACUAGAAAACAAUUACAAAUGGGAAAAAUUGGUUUUGCUGAUGACUUACCGUAUCUCUUUGGUGCACCAUUUAUUAGUCCAAAUCAAUUAGAACCAUUCUCUAAUGAAUAUACAGAUAUGGAUAAAAAAGUUUCUGUCAAUUUAAUGAAUUAUUUGGCAAAUUUUAUGCAUAACGGUGACCCAAACAAAGAAUUUAUGCGACAUCAAACUAAAAAAAUACCAGUUUAUUGGCCAGAAUACACUUAUGAUUCCAGACUUUAUUUACAUGUUGGUGAUGAAUCAAGAAGUAAACAAUCUUUUCAUCAAACCAAAGACCAUAUACGUAAUUUAUGGGGAAAUAAAGAAAAUGAACAUUUCACAAUGAAACAACUCUAUGAAACUGAUAAACAUAAAUUAUGGUCUACACUAUUUCCACGUUUAACAUUGAUGGAUAGAAAAACGAAAGGGUUCAGUAUAUUCAAUAGGAAUGAAGAUAAUAUUGAAAAACACCCUUAUCAACAAACAUUGUUCAAUAAAUACUUUUAUUUUCUUCAGUUAAGAGAAACAGAUUGGUUAAAUGAAGAAGUCGACAAAAUGAAAACUAAUUCAAAGCUAUCUCGAAACUAUAACCACAAUGUAGAAAAUUUGUUGAAUCUUGUGGAGAAUAAGAGAUUCCAUGAAACAAAACAUAGUGUCAUUUCAAAUGUAUCAUAUUCUGGGAAUUUCAGUCAACUACCAUUAUACAAAGAAAAUGAUAUUGACCAGAAUUCAAAUAUAAUAACAGAAGUACCAUUUGAAAAGAAUGAAUUAAUAAUGAAUUCCAAUUUAUCAGACAAAUCACAAUCAAUUGAUGAAACUGACACAGUGAUUCAAUCUUAUUCACAAUCAUUAACUACUUCAGGGCAGUUAUCUUAUUCUCAUUCAACUUUAAUCUGGAUUAUAUUAAUGGGAUCAAUAUUGUUUUUACUCAACACAUUAAUAUUUAUAGCAAUAUAUUAUCAAACACAUCAAUUACGAAAAAACAGCAUAUAUCAACAAUCUAAAUCGAAUAUAAAAACAUCUUCAAUCACUAAAGGAACAAAACAAAUGCUGAGGAUCAAACGAGAACGUGUAUUGAAUUCCAGUUCAUUAAAUAAAAAUGAAUCUUGGCAAAUAGAUGAUAAAGAUGGUAAAAUAAUUACACAUGCAGAUGUAAGCAAUAGUUUAUAUGGUGUAAAUAUAUCUUCAUCAAUCGCAACGUCAUUAGCGCCAGACUGUUACGCAUUAAAAGAUUUAUCUUAUUCAUUACACCAACCGCAACAACUUGGAUUUACUACUUGUCGUAAUAAAAUUAAUCCUGCACUGCAUGAAAUACCAACAGUUACAAUGAACCUUUACAAUACUACUGAUAAUAAAAGUAGCAUUAGUAAGAGUUAUGACAAACAUUUUGUGAAUUUAUGGGAUAUGGACUCACCAACGGUUAUUGGACAAACAACAAACUCACUUGAAACAAAAUAUUCAAUUCAAUAUUCUCAUUAGGGAUAGAAUCGGGAUAUACAAUCAAAAGCACAUUGAGAGAAUAAAAAACUUAAUUGGAGAUUAUUCGGUUCUACGACAAUGAUAAUAACAAUAAUAAGACAAUAAAAGCUUAACUUCUUAUCAGUUGUUUCUGAAAAACUAUACUGCAUUCUAACUGUUUGCUGAAUUCAUAUUCAUAUAAAUUUAC
This is a messenger RNA of Schistosoma spindalis, 3805 nucleotides long. The record is from the annotation of a GenBank genome assembly. NCBI's taxonomy places the organism in Eukaryota, Metazoa, Platyhelminthes, Trematoda, Strigeidida, Schistosomatidae.